This is a messenger RNA of Stylonychia lemnae, 1395 nucleotides long. The record is from the annotation of a GenBank genome assembly. NCBI's taxonomy places the organism in Eukaryota, Ciliophora, Spirotrichea, Sporadotrichida, Oxytrichidae.
AUGAAGCUGUACUUAUUAUAAAAGUAUAGAAGUAUAAAUUGCUUGCUUUUCAUUAUAUUCCUAACAUAAGUGACAUAUACUCUUUAACUUUGUUCAAAUGGUAAACUAGACCCUGAUGAGCAAUGUGAUGAUGGAAACUUAGCUAUUGGUGAUGGCUGCACUAGUUAAUGCCAAGUUUAAGAUUUAUAUUCUUGCAAAAAAUUUGAGAGCAAUAGUUCUCAUUGUUGGAAAAAUGCUCAAUUUACUUUAGAAAAUGAAACUAAUUGGAAUAAUAAAGCUGAAAAUCAUUAAAACAUAAUUCAAAAUAACUUCAAUCCAUCUUAGCAUUAGUAACAGACAAUAACUAGAGAUCUACAAGUUGUUGAUUUGACAAUGUGUCAAGCAUUAGUUGCUAAAUUUACUACUACUGCUACCUAGUAUGAUACUUUCAGCAAUUUAGCUGCUGAGUCAAUGACUUGCUCUGCUAUGAAUGCUUGUUAGAACGGAAGAGCUGGAAUUUGUAAAUGGGAUAGAAAAUUUUCAAUGACCUGCUUUGCUAAGGGUGAAUUUCCAGCUAUUCGUAUAUAAACAAACUCAUAUCCUAAUCAUUGCUUCUAGAAUUAAAUAUAAUUCCCUCUUGAAAACUAGAUAGAUUUUGAAGUUAUCUUCAACUUAUCACCUAGCUUGUUCCUUACAUUGAAUUUAAAUUCACAGGUUAUUACAAAUGGUGUGCUAUGUGACUUAAGUUUCAUUGGUGAUCUAGUCUAUAAUACAAAUUACUAAUUUGUGUUGCAUUCUGGUAAUAUACAAGCCAUUGUUGGAAUAGCUUUGAAUGGAGUCCCUAUUCACUCUGGUACCUCAGAAUUUGGUGUUGAUGCAUUCUUUCCUGUUGCAUACAGGGGAAGAAAUAAGCCUAAUGAAAUUGAUUUUGAUCAAUGCUUGGGAAAUGGAGAACUGUCCAAUGGUUAUCAUUACUAUUCAUUAUCACCGUGCAUGAUAAAAGCUUAUUCAAGAAAGUAGACUAGUCCUAAGGAAUGCUUAGAUAUUCCUGCAUGUUAAUCUGACAAACUCAAAUUCAUGAGAACAGAAAUUACCUAAGCUACUGGAUUCGCUCCAAUUGGCAUUGCUUUAGAUGGGCAUGUAAUAUUCGGUCCAUAUAAUGCUACUGGAAAUCUUUGGUAGCCUUGUGAUGUUGAUGCUUGUAAUGGAAUUACUGUUGAUAACAAUUAUAUUUAUGUCUCAACAAUGUUCCAUCCCUACACAGUGGGUUGCUGGGGUCCAGCAAACCCUAAACACUUUAAAUAAGCUUGCACUUCUUAGUCUAAAAUAUGCACUUUUGGUAAAUACUUAGAAUCUUCUAUAUAUUUAAUGGCAGCGUUAGUAGUUUUGAACUUUGGUAUUGCACUUAACUUAUGA